Messenger RNA from Pristis pectinata (smalltooth sawfish), 1573 nucleotides. RefSeq lists its product as uncharacterized. Bases 57 to 680 code for a protein of 207 amino acids. The transcript has 6 exons. The record is from RefSeq and is a predicted model, not a curated record. NCBI's taxonomy places the organism in Eukaryota, Metazoa, Chordata, Chondrichthyes, Rhinopristiformes, Pristidae.
UUCCAUUUGUAAAGUUUACAUGAAGUCCACGAAAUACUGUCGCUGAAAUUGCCAAGAUGUGUUUCAUUCUGCAUGCAACUGUUCUUUUGGCACUUAGCAUGAAUGUGCUUCCAUGUGUGAAUGAGUUCAGCAAAAAUGCCACUCUUGGAGAAGACAUACUCCUGGGCCCAAACUGCACAGAUUGUGAUGCAUUUUCAAUCGAAUGGAAAUUUUCUUCAAACUCUAUAAGCAACUGCAUUUUUUCUUAUAUUGCAACAGAGGAGUCCAGUUCUGAAACCAUCUUUGGUACAUUUAAAGGGAAGGUGAACAUUCUAAGCAAAGGUCUUCAUUUAUGGCUUCCAUCUGUUCAUUUCAACAACACAGGAAAAUAUACACGAAUUCUCACAAAGAGGAAUGGAAUGGAGCUCUGCGUUAGCAUAACAGUCAACGUACAUGGAGAUUUCAGAGAAGCAGAAACUUUUGAGAUAAACCAGACAAAACCAAAAGAUAAUAACUUGCGAACAACAAUAUACCUCUCAGUAUCAAUCGUUGGAGUCGUUUUAGGAGUGGCAAUAAUACUUGCUUGGAUUAAAAGAAAAUCAACUGGGAGGGCAACGUCAUCAGCAAAUAGAUUUUCACUCUCAACCAAUUCUAAGGAAUAUCCAAUUUACGGCAAUUGGCGUCACCCAAGAUAUAUUUGAAAGGAAGAACCAAGAAGAUGCCUCAAUGUCCCUGGUGAUGCUACUUAUCAAAAGUGUCAAGUAACAAGGACGUACAUUAACAGAAUAUUCUGUAGACUGAACUUGCUGUCUGAUGAAAUGCUCUGAUCUGUCUAUUUCAGCAAUAAUAUUUGUAAUCUUCCUUAGCUGCAAGUUUAUCUCCUAGCUAAACCUCACUUAAGGAAGUUGCUGUGAACCACUGACAUUUAGAAAACAUUUUUUGUUUAUUUUUGUUUCAAACUGAGACCUGAAUUUUCAGAAAUCAUCUGUUUCAACCACAAUAACUAUGUUUGACCAGGUCAAAUUAUUUCAUGAAGUAAAGCCAUGUUCAUUGAAUAUGUGCUCCAAUCCAUCACAAUGUAAGUGGUCACCACUUCUGCUGAAAUCACAGUAAAGGUUUGUGCUUAACAGUUAGUUUAUUUCCAAGUUCCUGGCUGGCUACUUAUGAUUCUUGGUCUGCACCUUACUUUCUGGCACUCUAUGUAAACAUUAGAUAUCUGGGCAAGGGAUACAAGCCUUGCAUUUGUUAUUAACUAACUUAAGUGUCUAUUUUAACUCCAGAAGGGAAUUGGGGAAGUAGGGGCUAAAGGAAUAUCAAGCCACUUUACCAAUGGAACAUAAGACAUGGAAAUCUUAAAGGCCAAGCCCUAUUCAUAUGCUCCAGCUCUGACUCCCACCCAAAUAUGGUGGGAAUUAUUUUCCCACUGCUGGGUGAGAGUCAACAUUUGUGGGCAGGCAGAAUGGACAACAAAAAAAUGAUGGUGGCAACAGGAGAGAUCAAAAGGUUGGGUUUGACUAUAACUUAAAUUGGUUCUCAAUGAUAAUAUAGAUGAACUUUCACAUCAAACAAUUUAAGUUAAUAAAUAAAGUGUGGA